UCCUACUUAUAUCAGUACACUCGUAAACACGUAAGCAGUACGAAACUUCUAUUCGAUCAACUAAAGCUUACGUAGCAAAUAAACUCUCUCAUUGAACUCCAUACCAAAACUCCUUGCUUGGUGGGCGAAACGAGGAUAAAAAAAACGCCACCUGCUAGAGUGAGACAGAUUUUCCACCGAGGUGGGCCUCUAUUCCUCUUCCUCUCUGCAUGUAGUCAAGUCAGACAAUGUUUAUACACAUGAUGCAACACACUUUGAAAGGUGGUGAACAACGUUGGUUUAAGUCUUGAUAAAAGUGAUCCGCUUGAACCAAGAGGCCAGGGUUCCGGUGUAGAAGCACGGUUUGAACGGCUCCUAUAGUUUUGCUUCGGUACUGCAGUUUAAAACUGACGCCAGGCCCAGAAAGACCAUUUCCAUAGAUGGCCACAUAGAGAAGUCAGAUUUGAAAAUUCCUACUGAGACACUUUAGUCAUCACCUUUGUGCACAAAACGUCCAUUGAGUUAUUCAAAUAAUUAUCGAUGAGUCCAAUUUUUUCCCCAUCACUCACAGCCAAUGUCUGCCAUGUUUUUGGAUUACCUAAUCGCUGCAAUUUGGAUAUAGUUGAACCAUGAAUCAGGGUGUGCAAGCCUGAGUAGAUUACCUUGAAAACAAAGGUCGGKCAUCUUGGAUACGGUCUCCAGCUGUUAUUAUACCUCAGUGGCUUGGAUUAUCCAAUGUCUUUAACCCUUAGUGUGCCCUGGGUGUUUUCAGCUGCCAGUGGUUUGUACCUAUUUAUUGUUUAACUUUCUUUGCAGUUUAAAAAUAAAUUUACAACAUUAUUCUCAGUCAUUGUGUAAGCCUUUUGAAGUCGUAUCACAUGCUGACAGCCUUAAACAGGAGUCACUUAUCAUUGUCAACCUUCUUUGAAAGUUGAUCUAACAUUUUAGAUGAGAUAAAGUCAUUGCCUAAAAUUACUCAAAAUACGCCAAUUUAUGCGCAUUUUAAGGUAUGCAGGCUAAAUGUCACUGUUCUAUCGCUCCUCCCGCCCGACACUCCCCCAAUUACCUACUUCCCCUCUUCCAUAGAACCUAAUAAGUGAUCAACUCCAGGACAGAAAAUGGCGACGGAGGGGAGCCGGACCUCGUCGUCGGGAAUGUAUGAAUCGAAUAACGGCACAAACGUUGGAAGUGGUCCUCAGGGAAACUCAAACACUCCUGGUCUUCCAAGCUGUCCCGGUAAGGCGAAGAGUAGUACCGGGGAAAACUCGCAAUGGAGACGUAAAGAGCUACGGAAAGUCCGAAGUGUGGAUCUGGAUAAGCCUGAGUCGCUGCUCCUGUCUCCCGAGACGGGGACUGCUCCGAUAUCAGUGCAGCUGCACUUGUCUAUAUCCUCGCCUGGUGCGGUCCAGGCUACUUUAUUAGAGCAAACUCACUACAUUCAGCAGAGCAACUCAUUAACUUUUCACCCUGUCUCAGAUAACGCUCAGGAAUUGUUGAACACUUAUUUAAAAAACAGCAGCGACCAUCUCAGUCCCGAUAAUGGUGCUACCCGAACUUCAAUAGAAGUGAGCGCUACACAAAAUAGUCGCGACAUGGAGAGUAAAGACACCCUGCGAGGCCUGCAGAAGAUUGAGGACCGCCCUGAGGAGAGGAUGAUCCGGGAGAAGCUCAAAGCCACCUGCAUGCCCACCUGGAAGCACGAAUGGCUGGAGAGACGCAGUAGGAGGGGCCCUGUGGUGGUGAAGCCCGUCCCUCUGCGACCGGACGGGAGCGAGGCAGGUUGCAAGGGGGCCGAGGAUGAAUCCAACACGCUCACCAACGCUUCCCCCCAGAAAAGCGGUGGCCGCCGCAGCCCCUCCCCCGGACAACCCUCUUCCUCCUCCUCCUCCUCUUCUGGCAGGGCCUGCGGGAAGCCUGAGUCCCCAGGGGUGCACAGGAAGAGGGCCUCGCCCGUGCCAUUUCAGAGUGGCAGGGUGACGCCCCCUCGCCGGGUGCCCUCCCCAGACGGAUUCUCCCCCUACAGUCCCGAGGAGACUAGUCGCCGUGUCAACAAGGUCAUGAGGGCCCGCCUCUACCUACUGCAGCAGAUAGGCCCCAACUCCUUCCUGAUUGGAGGAGACAGCCCUGACAACAAAUACAGGGUGUUCAUUGGCCCACAGACCUGUAGCUGUGGCCGAGGGGCGUUCUGUAUCCACGUCCUCUUCGUCAUGCUCCGAGUCUUCCAGCUGGAGCCCUCAGACCCCCUGCUCUGGAGGAAAAACCUCAAAAACUUUGAGGUGGAGAGCUUGUUCCAGAAGUAUCACAAUCGCCGCAGUUCGCGCAUCAAGGCGCCAUCGCGCAACACCAUCCAGAAGUUUGUGUUGCGCAUGUCUAACCCCCACACGCCCUGUCCAUCCAGCACCUCCAGCGCCUCCAGCAACGAGAGCAGUAGUCUGAAGGAUGAGGAGGAGCAGAUGUGUCCUAUCUGUCUAUUGGACAUGCUGGACGAGGAGAGUCUGACUGUGUGUGAGGAGGGCUGCAGGAACAAGCUGCACCACCACUGCAUGUCCAUUUGGGCUGAGGAAUGCCGGCAGAACCACGAGACGCUCAUUUGCCCCCUCUGUAGAGCCAAGUGGAAGUCCGAUGAUUUUUACAGCCAUGACCCCUCCUCUGUCUCUAUUGAGAACGCUGCAGCGGUGGGUCAUCCCCAGGCGUCAUCAUCGUCCCACAGCGAGGGGGACUCCAGAGGCUGGUCAUCGUCCCAGGAUGGGGACUUCACCCUGCCCCAAUUCGGGGUCCAGCAGGUCCCCCUGACCUACAGAGAACUGGCCGAGCCCUGGAUCAAGGUGUUUGGCAUGGAGUUGGUGGGCUGCCUGUUCUCCAGGAACUGGAACAUCCGGGAGAUGGCCCUGCGGCGGCUGUUGCACGACGUCAGUGGCGCGCUCCUCCUGGCCAAUGGCGAGCACUCCUGCCCGGGGGCCGGGCUGGGGGCCGGGGCGGGCUGUACAGAGGUGUCAGGUGAUGUGGUGUUGGAGUCAUGCUGCAGCGUCCUCUCCAUGGUGUGUGCCGACCCUGUCUACAAGGUCUACGUGGCCGCACUGAAAACCUUGCGGGCCAUGCUGGUGUACACGCCCUGCCACUCGGUGUCUGAGCGCACGCGGCUGCAGCAGCUGCUCCAGCCCGUGGUGGAGACUAUCCUUGUCAAAUGUGCCGACGCCAACAGUCGUACCAGCCAGCUGUCAGUGUCAACACUACUGGAGCUGUGUAAAGCCCAGGUGGGAGAGCUGGCCGUGGGCAGAGAGAUCCUCAAAGCAGGUUCCAUCGGUAUUGGCGGGGUCGACUAUGUCCUGAACUGCAUCCUGGGGCCCCAGACGGAGGCCAAUAACUGGCAGGCCCUGCUGGGCCGCCUUUGUCUGAUUGACAGGCUCCUGCUAGAGUUCCCCGCCGAGUUCUACCCCCACAUAGUUUCCGGAGGGGACUGCCACCAGUCUCAGACCCUGGGGGAGAGGUAUCAGAAGCUGCUUCCCUUGCUGAGCUUCYCGCUGCAGUCCACCGACAACUCCCACUCCAUGGUGGGUAAGCUGUCUCGCCGCGUUUUCCUGAGCGCCGCACGCAUGUUGGCCCGCGUGCCGCAUGUCUUUGUCAAACUCCUGGACAUGCUUAGCAUCAUCAGCUCCACGCACUACGCCCGCAUGCGCCGCCGCUUGCUCGCCAUCGCCGAGGAGAUGGACAUCCUGGACACCAUCAAUCUGGGCCUGGAGAUCAUGGAGUACAGCGCCAGUGAGGCACAUGAACUGGUCAGCGCCGCCUUCCUGGAGCCCUCCGCACCUCAGAACUCGCCCAACAUGACCGAGAGCAACACACCAACGCAUACGAUUCAGCUAGCCAGUGGAAAGGGAGGGAGAGGUUGCUUUGGCAAGGUGGGAGCAAGUCCUGAGGARAUAACUGACAGGUUAGCGGCCAUUUCGACUAGCACCUGGCAUCGCGAUAUGGCAGCUUCCGCGUGCAGUGGGGCCCAGGCCGGGCACCCAAAGCUCCCUGUUCGGACACGUAACUGCCCCCUCAGCCAGUUUCUGAACUCCUCCUCUUCCAGCCAAGCCCCUAGCCUCCCCUCACCCUCCACCUCCUUCCCGGGCCCUGACAGCAAUCCCAAACCCCGACCCCAYAGUUUCGUUCCCAGCAAGCUGGCAUCUUCUGCCUCCUCCUGCUCCCCUGGCGCCCAGCGCAUGUUCCACCAGCAGAAGCCCUGUAGCAGCAAGGACCCUGAGAAGCAGCUCCCCUCCCCCUGCUCCACCCAGGCGAGACACGUKCCCUCCAGCCAGAUCCACAGACCAAAGCCCUCCCGAUCCACCACCCCGCCCACCCCAAGAGUCUCUAAGAGCAGCUUGAAGCUGGACCUCCAGGGGGAGUCGACCAGCCUUUCUACUAGCACCUCCGGAGGCGAAGGCCUCUCCACAGGGGGCCACAUGGGGGGAGCCACCACCCUUAUCACCAGUGAGGACAGCUGCUUCACCCCCGUGGAGGAGAAGUUCUGCGGCUUYAACGCCUCAGCCGAGCUCAAUUCCUCCAUGGAAGACCUCCUGGAAACCUCAAUAUCGGCAGCCGGCGAUGCCACCACCGUCACCUUCCAAUCGGAAGUGGCCCUGCUAUCGCCAGAGCAAGUCGGGGACAUGCCAGGGGSAGGGGGGGCUGUGGGGACGUACAGUGAGGACGUGACGCAGCACCAGAAGUGCAAGGAGAAGAUGGAGGCGGAGGAGGAAGAGGCGCUGGCCGUGGUCAUGGCCUUGUCGGAGUCACAGGACGCGCUGCCCGUCAUCCCCCAGCUACAGGUGGACAAGGACCAGGACUGCAUCAUCGUCCAGGCAGAUACCCCAGAGACUCUGCCUGGCCUUACCAAAGCAAAGCAGCCCUACAGGGAGGGCCACGAGUGGCUGAAGGGKCAGCAGAUUGGCUUGGGGGCCUUCUCCUCCUGCUACCAGGCCCAGGACGUGGGCACUGGCACCCUGCUGGCAGUCAAACAGGUGACGUAUGUGAGGAACACAUCGUCAGAGCAGGAGGAGGUGGUGGAGGCUCUGAGGGAGGAGAUCCGGAUGAUGGCCCACCUCAACCACCCCAACAUAAUCCGCAUGCUGGGGGCCACCUGCGAGAAGAGCAACUACAACCUGAUGGUAGAGUGGAUGGCAGGUGGGAGUGUGUCCCAUCUCCUGAACAAGUAUGGAGCCUUCAAGGAGGCUGUGAUCAUCAACUACACGGAGCAGCUGCUCCGAGGCCUGGCCUACCUCCAUGAGAAUCAGAUCAUCCACAGAGACAUCAAAGGUGCCAACCUGCUGAUUGACAGCACAGGUCAGAGGCUGCGUAUAGCCGACUUCGGAGCUGCUGCCAGACUGGCCUCUAAGGGCACUGGAGCAGGGGAGUUCCAGGGCCAACUCCUGGGAACCAUCGCCUUCAUGGCCCCCGAGGUGCUACGUGGACAGCAGUACGGCCGGAGCUGUGAUGUGUGGAGUGUGGGKUGUGCCAUCAUCGAGAUGUCWUGUGCCAAGCCCCCCUGGAACGCUGAGAAACACUCCAACCAUCUGGCCCUCAUAUUCAAGAUUGCGAGUGCCACCUGUGCACCCUCCAUCCCUCCCCAGCUGACCGCGGGUCUGAGGGACGUCACCCUGCGCUGCCUGGAGCUGCAGCCCAUGGACCGCCCCCCCUCCAGGGAACUCCUCAAGCACCCCAUCUUCCGUCUCAACUGGUAGUCCCCAACAUCCUCCCCAAGUCCCCUACCCACCCUAUCCCAAAGCGUCCGCACGGAAAUACUACUGAAGGCCUAGCCAAGCCUGCUUUCUCUCCUCUAAACGCUGCCAAUCAGACUAACCUCCCUAAUCGCUACCAUUACCACCUUCCCUUCACCCCAGACCCUCCCCAGUCAUGAGUGGAGGGCCUGGGAUGGACAGUAGUAUCUGGGCUCUCCUCUCUCCCUCCCUUCUACUAUGGCCUCAAACUGCUGUAUCUUAGCACAAAAUGCAAAAAGCAAGUCACAAAAUGUAUUCUACGAAAAUMGUACAUUCUUAGUCAGAGGGCCUUGUUGGUAUACUGUAGUCUGUAUUGCUCUUCAAGGCUUUGUUCUGGUAAUGAAAUGGUUCCAUAAGCACUUUCGUAGCCAUUUUGCAGUGCCGCAAAGGUUUCAAGAAGUUAUUCCCAUUUUAACCCGUGAGUCAAAAAUAAGUCCUUAGAACCGCAAACAGAAGACGAUGGAGUAAAGAUGGUUUUUAUCACUUAUGUUGUAUGGUCAUAAGUCUCAAACUAUGUUUUUGUUUUUAGAGUAGAAAGAAAGGCAUAAUGAAGUGGUUUAAUCGGUUGAUUUUGUGCGUUUCUACAAAGAUGCCUUUAAAAUGUGCAUUUUACUGUUGGGCCAUCAAGCUUAGUCGAAUAAUGAUGAAGAUCACUUAAGUGUUUCAGGGAUUGGUGACAUAUCUAACAGAAACUUUGCUAGUUUGGCAAGCUUAACACUGAAUGUGAACGCUUAUGAUAACGGUACUUGUCUGAAAUGUGUUUUUGUUUUUAAGAUUUUGUUUUUAGGACA
Molecule: messenger RNA, 6526 nt
Organism: Salvelinus sp. IW2-2015
Lineage: Eukaryota; Metazoa; Chordata; Actinopteri; Salmoniformes; Salmonidae
Product: mitogen-activated protein kinase kinase kinase 1
Biological process (GO): protein phosphorylation
Molecular function (GO): protein kinase activity; zinc ion binding; ATP binding
Source: RefSeq, a predicted model, not a curated record